Nakaseomyces glabratus is the source of this 702-nucleotide messenger RNA. RefSeq names its product TATA-binding protein (gene SPT15). The record is from RefSeq and is a predicted model, not a curated record. Gene Ontology annotation, molecular function: DNA binding; RNA polymerase II general transcription initiation factor activity. Gene Ontology annotation, biological process: DNA-templated transcription initiation. Lineage: Eukaryota; Fungi; Ascomycota; Saccharomycetes; Saccharomycetales; Saccharomycetaceae.
AUGGCUGAUGAGGAGCGUAUGAAAGAGUUUCAAGAAGCCAACAAGGCGGUGUUUGAUCCUAACACUCGCCAAGUGUGGGAAAAUCAGGUAAAUAAGACAGAAGAUGAUGCUGUGAAACCAGAAGCUGAUGAAGAUGAGGAUGAGGAUGAUGCGGCCACCUCAGGUAUAGUGCCAACGUUACAGAAUAUUGUUGCGACAGUAAAUUUGGGGUGUAGACUGGAUCUGAAAACUGUGGCUCUGCACGCACGUAAUGCCGAGUAUAACCCUAAGCGUUUUGCCGCUGUUAUUAUGCGUAUCAGAGAACCUAAAACUACUGCACUAAUUUUUGCCUCUGGUAAGAUGGUUGUUACUGGUGCUAAGAGUGAAGAUGAUUCUAAACUAGCGAGCAGGAAAUACGCAAGAAUUAUUCAGAAAAUUGGUUUUGCAGCUAAGUUCACCGAUUUCAAGAUUCAAAAUAUAGUCGGCUCCUGUGACGUUAAGUUUCCUAUACGUUUGGAAGGUUUAGCAUUCAGUCACGGUACUUUCUCGUCAUACGAACCAGAAUUGUUCCCGGGUUUGAUUUAUAGAAUGGUGAAACCAAAGAUUGUGUUAUUGAUUUUCGUUUCCGGUAAAAUUGUUUUAACUGGUGCAAAGCAAAGAGAGGAAAUUUAUCAGGCAUUUGAAGCUAUAUACCCGGUGUUGAGUGAAUUCAGAAAGAUGUGA